CAUGGGGCUUCGCCUCUCCCCGCUCCGUCCCAGCGGUGACAGCAGCAGCAGCGGCAGCGAAGAAGCCGCUCCGACACGACGAAGAUCUUAUAGACAGGCAACGAUUACAAUGGGAAUUAUUCACGCCGACCGCAGCCGCUGACGUCACAUCCACGUGUAGACCGGCGCUGUGGCAGGGCACGUGCGUCCACUUCACUGCUGGAUGAGGCCACGGGUCUUCGCCAAGAGGAUCAGUAAUAGAAGAUGAUGCACAAGGAGGAUGAAAAUGAAGAGGUGGAAGGUGCAGGUGGGACGAUGGACUUCUCAACGGUUCCCCCUCCCCCACCUCCACCACCUCCACCACCACCACCUCCACCGUCUCUACCCACGCCCUCGGGACUGCACGCCGUGACCGAUUCAAUCCGCCGCGUCGUGAGCGAAGGACAGGCGGCGACCGAGGGAGACCUGGACGAGCCGGCGCUCAUCUUCAGCCAGAGGAGGAGCAGCUUCGAUUCGGCACUAAAGUGGUUACUCUUCAACAAGUACGUGCCGCCUGUGAUACAGAAUGGCCCACAAUGCGGCCUCGUGGCACUGCACAUGGCGGGGUGUCUGGUGGCCCCCGCCGGUCGUCGCCCGGAUUUGGAUGCCAUCUUUCAGACCGCAAAGGAGCGUGGCUACACUGCCCAGGGAGAGAUGUUCUCAGCUUUCGAUAUGUCACGACUGGCUGAGGACCUGUACGGAUGUCAAGUGACACUGUUGCAGAACGGCAUGCUGGGAGAAAACCGAAGCCUCAUUAUUGAGCAUCUCGUACGGGGACAGCCCGUUCUCAUACCAUACGACUCGGACAGCAACUACGAGCCGUGUAACAAGCGUGGUCACAAGGCUCACUGGGCGGUCGUGACCGGGGCUCUGCUUGGUGUGGAUUGGUCGGACGUGGAGCCGUGUUUCGAGGAAGUUGCAGCAACGCCAGGGCUGUAUUCCGCAGAAUCUGCAGAGGAGAGAGUCAAGGAGUUGUUCUCUGCACCUGGACUACAGGUGCGUGCCCUUUACCUGCUCGCCAAGCAAGGCAAGAGCGUGCGCCAUCGACUCUGGGAUUUCGACCGAGUGGCGGAGAGCAACGGGCAGCUGCUCGAGUUCGACCCCCGGCGUCAAGCGGACGGCACCACGUACGUGGUGCCCGCCAAGGGCGGCGUACGUGCCGGGCUUUGCGGGAAGUUGCUGCUCCUGGCGCCGGCGACGGUGACGCCAGCCGUGGGAAAAAUCUUAGCACCGCUGUGAUCUUCACCCCCCCCCGCCACCCCCCCCCCCUGGUCACGCAACCAUGGAUGAACGCAGCGGAAGAGGAGAUGUUAACUACCUCGCCUGGUGUACAGGAGGUUGUUGGAGUCUGCAUGUUCUCUCUCUCCCCGUGGUCGCGUGGAUUUUUUUUAUCCAGGUCCUCCGAUUUUUCUCUCCACAUUUAGAAGCAUGCGUUGAGAGUAUUUGCCUGCUAUAAUUUUCCGAAUGAUAAGCCACUUCAUUGAGCUAUCAUUUGUGGCCAGGUCGCUUCUGAAAAACAGCUACAUAGCUCAGUGGGCCUUACCUGGUAAAAUAAAUAGGGAGAUAGUGAAAAUUACCGCUUCCUAUGUGUAUUGCAAAAGUUAUGGCGAGUAAGGUGGCCGGAUGGCCAGGGUGUCAGAGUGGUGUUGCCCCAUCCGUUGGCCCAUCGCUUGGGUUUGGAGCACCAAGCCCAUACCGCUGAGAAUCCAAUCCAGGUUUCAACCACACGUGAUUUAUGUAUAUUUCGAUGUUGAACUUCUUUCGCACCGUACGUAGCCUACCGUGCCAAUCGGAGGUGUGGGGGAAGGACAACGAACUAAACACAAAAAGCUGUUCUAAAGAAAUUAGUUUUCAAUCUAGAUGAUUUAAAACGCAUCGCUCCAGUGGCUUCCUAAUAUCGGAAGGAAGAGGUGUUCCAGACGGCCGCAGAAGCGCAUCUCAAAGCGCGUGAUGCAGCGACCGUCUCAGGUGUAGUAAGUUGGUGGUCUUAGCCUGAUCGUUUAACGAAUGCACGCAAAACCUUCGUGUUAAAUUUGGUUUUUCACUUUAGUAAAAUUCCAGAAAUUGAACUCGGGUCACCGGGUUCAUUGCGUAAUGUCAUCACCACUGCGUCAGUGCUUCCUCUAUUUUAUUUUAUAAACUGUGCGCAAAAAUAUACCUCGGUAAACCUUGACAAUUGUCUCUUUUUGCGUUAAAAUGUGAAUGAAUAUAGAUUGUGUGCAAAUGUGUAGUGGCACAAAACACAAAUUUUUAAUUAACUCGAAGGAUGAUUAGUUGUAACAAAUUUCUUUUGUAUUUUACAAAAGCCAAUUAUGCAAAUGGUAAAUUCCCAUUGUAUUUUAAUUACAGCGUUUUUGAAAACAAUGCAGACUUCAUUUUCCUUUUCUCCACCUCCUCCUCGCUCAGCCCCUUGCACAACAUACGUGAACAGACACGGGCGCACAUUAGCAGCGUUAUUAUCGAGAUAAUAUUUUUUUAAACAUGCCAUUAAUUGCGAUUCACACGUUUUAAAAAUGAAUGCGUCUGUUUCGACAGUGGUGCGAAUGGUCCUGAAGCAGUAAAGAGAAUGAAGCCACCAAAUGCUUUGGUGCAAUGCUCAUGUACCAUCACUUGUGUCGCCCGAUUGUCAGCUCACUACUGGAUGUGGCCCCCUCCCAAUGCCUGUGUGUGCCGUGGGGGUUACUUACUUCACCACGCUGGGUGGUGACGGUUGAUGUUGGCCGAAAAGACAGAGGUUUUUUUUCCUCCGCACCGCCCUAUCCUGCCCACCUUGUUUCGCCCCCCCCCCCCGCAAGCACCGUGACAUGGAGUUCGUGCGUGGUGAUCACACAUCCUCGCACGAUCCAGACUCAUCGCUGCCUGGCUUCAGAUAGAUUGUAUUUAUUUCGGCAGGAAGGGCCCAAUAAGCUGUUAGGCUCUAUUUCAUGGGCUUCCUGCGAUGGUACGGUAGUUAUACAGUACAGAUCUGACGAUAAAUGAGAUUGCCUAUCCAAGCACUAUCCUGCUUAGAUUCCGAUAUCUGUUGUGAGAUGCGGUAUUAUGUGCGUGUUUGGUAGAAUACUUGCAUGUAAUUUUCUCUCAGCAUACGAGUACUGAACGCUCAUGAGCGUUAUACUUAAGGAGCACGUUUAAUUUCGGUUCGUGAACAUAGAUGGGCCAGAAUGCUUGCCCUCGUGAAGCAAUAAGGAUGCGCUUUCCUAACAAAAGACAACGUAGCGACAGAGAGGACGUGGAAAAUCCCUUUUUGGUUUAGUGACAAUCCAGCAACGAUAACCAGGCGAUGGUGGUGGCCGUGGCGAAUGUUUGAGCGGCACAACGAAUAAUGCACAGCGUCUGAAACCGCACAGGGUUACACCGGCAUUGCUGUUACCUCGUUUUAAAAUGCGAGGAGUCGGUCAACAUUUCUGGUGACAAAUUAUUCUCAAGAAUGUUUAACGUCUGAAAUGGCUGCCUGUAUAUUUUGUCCGUGGUUAUUCGUGCUUUCCAACUGAGGGUGAACGCCUACGCAUGAUCCCUCUGUCCGUAACAGACGGGGUUGCGAUAACUCUCGUUAAGACGAUCCAAGAUCAAGGAAACCGGCAUUUCUUUCAAAAACCAUGGUUCCUUAGCGCACACCCAGAGGCCCGUAAUGUCGAGCGGAACUUAUUUUUGGGUGUUAGUGAAUACGAUAUGAUAGUGCUUUUGUUUGUUACUAAGCGAGGUUUUGGGGAACUUGGGAGAUAGUCGAUGAGAGGGAAUUCCUUAAAGUCGGGUUUCAAUUGGGGACUAACUCUUUCGAAAACUGCCAAAUUCACCGAAGCGGUGCCUACAAUCUGCCAGACUUGAACCACAGAAAAAAUGACUACUUGUUAAAGUGCAAACGCAUUUUGCCUUCGAAGCUGCCUAUCGGUUUACAUACUGCCAAUUAAUUAUGUUGGAAGACAACACGUGUUGAAAAGCGUUGCAUUAUCCAUGAGUAUGCAUGCUUAUUCUCAACUUGUUUUUAUCUGAGUACGAGAUGUAUAGCCUCUAAAACGAGCUCGCUCGUUAUAUUUUGUCUGUUAUUUUAUUCAUGGAUCCCAUGCCAAGAUCACGUUUUCCGAUUCAUUUUAACAAGGUCUUCCCAUUUUAUUUCGUGCAAACCUCAUUGCUGUUUCUGCUCCCUUUCAGUAAUGUGGCUCCAAGGGGCCUCUACGAUCUGUUUUACCAAAUUUUUGACCAACGUGGCCCAACAGUCAGUUUCUUAAUGGCUUUAAUUGGCACGUUGGCCAGAUGUUAACUACCUCGCCUGGUAUACAUGAGGUCGUUGGUUCGAUCCCGACCCUGAUGCCUGUAUAUUUGGAGUUUGCGUGUCUCUCUCUCCCCGUGGUCACGUGAAUUUUUUUUCUGGGUCCUCUGGUUUUUCCCCUCCACAUUUAGAAUCAACGUGCAUUUAGAGUAUUUGGCAGAUAUAUAUUUCCACACAGUUGAGCUAUCAUUUGUGGCCAGGACGCUUCUGAAAAAGAGCUGUACAGGUAUAGCUCAGUGGGCCUUACCUGAUAAGAUACCAAAAAAUAGUUCACUCACCACUACUAACUCACCACGAUUAACUCACUGCCAGUGGCAAAGUAAAGGUGCAUCCCUGCUAUAGCUUAUCUGUGGUGUACCAAUUUCAUUAUGCUGGUUGGAGAGAAAGUGGUGGUGGAUUUAAGGAACUUCUCCAUUGUUCCACCAGCUGCACUGGGAGCUCGAACUGGUGACCUCUGGAGUUGUAAUUCCAGACGUACCAGUGCUGAAAUGUAGCACUCGUUUUGGUCGUUUGACACUGCCUCAUUUUCUACUGCCCCAACCACCUUUUAACCAAAGCGCCAGUCGUAGUUCACAGGGAAUUGCCCAGCGCUGUAACUGCACACAGCCUGGCGACAACGAAAUCCCGCGCUUCCGAUGAGUGCGGUUGGCUACUUACGGCGCGAAAGCAGCUCAACAGCCGGCUACGCUAAAUAGAAUUGAACGCGGCCUCGAAUUUGUGCGCACACGAAAAUUAAGAGCACGGACCCCAGUGUCGGUUAGAAAAGUAAAUAGCGAGAAUGAAGGCCGCUCAACCCCACCACCAUCCCCCCAACCCCCGAACCCUCUGUUUAAACUAAAAGGCUCGCUCCUAAGCGAUGUCCUACCUCUGCAAUGGCUUUCCAUCGUGAUUGUUCAAACACGCGCCGCCGUUGCGCAUUCUCCUGAACAUCCCAGGGCCAAGAGAGGUUGAGCCUUUUGUGCUGUAACCAGACGAUAAGCACGCCUUAUGAAUUGUGGACAAUUUCUCGGCACGGUCGGCUCUCCCGUACAUUUGAAUGGCUUCGAGCCGAGUGCCGUGACGCACUUUUUCCCCCAUUUAGUGCCGGAUGUCAAUUUCAUUACGUGGCAAGCGAGUGGGCUUAAGCGGGUGGGGUCUGCGCCGUCGGUCACAAGGAACGCGGGCAUUUGGAUCAAUGGCGAUACGAGAUGUGUUCCGCUAGGGGUGCAACGAUGGUUUUGAUGUGUCACGAUUGAGCUCCCGAUCCAUGUGGAAGGGAGUCCACGCGAGACGACCUGCUAAGGGAUUCAUCUUCUUGGUUCUUUCGGUAAA
This is a messenger RNA of Lethenteron reissneri (Far Eastern brook lamprey), 5596 nucleotides long. It is a transcript of the gene ACTMAP, whose product is annotated as actin maturation protease. NCBI's taxonomy places the organism in Eukaryota, Metazoa, Chordata, Hyperoartia, Petromyzontiformes, Petromyzontidae. The record is from RefSeq and is a predicted model, not a curated record.